GAUUUCUUCGGCCAACUUUCCUCCGAGGGGUAGGAGCAGCAGCAGCCUGCAGCCGCGCACCGCCGAUCUGCCGCUCGGGUCUCUGGUGAGCAAGGCUAUCAUCCGAGCGGGAUCAUGGAAUAAACAUGGCCCACAACAGAAGCUUUUUCUUUGAAGGCAUCUUGCACAGACCUGCCAACUUGGGUAAAGCUAGAGUAACAAGGCUGAUUUGAAAGCAGGUUCCAGGUGCUAUGAAAUUUAGACGAUUGUGGAAAAAAAGGGAUAUCGGUAUUAUCCAACCAAUAUCACCACACGUGCUUUGACUGUAUAAUCGUUACCUGAAAGAUUCACCCUGGAUAGAUCAGAGACCAGGCGAGAUGGAGGGUACAAGCACAACUGGAGCUUUUCUCUUUCUGGUGACAGUGAAGAGGAAAGGAGACAUGAUGCGAGUGUGGUGAGCAUGGAGGAGAUGGACAGGCAGCAGCCGACCUCCCCCGAGGAGAAAAAGUCUCCCACCCUCAGGCACUUCACUUCCUCUGAUCCCUUGAGAACGUAUGAAAACCGGCCAAAUAAUCACAUGAGGCCUCUGAACAGGCUGGGACCCAAAAAGCUCAGCGAGGUCCCUCUCUCAGUAGCAACGUCCUCCCCCAUGCCCAACAGAACCAAUUAUUUCAUCAUCAGUCCCGCACCUCCGCAAGGAAUCGUCUUACAAGGGCGACACUUUCAGCACGCGCAGAUGCCCUCUGCGAUAAGGAAACCAGUGCAAAGAAAUGACUUCUCCACCACACAGCAAGCUGUAGAAGUGGACAGCAUUGUCCUCACCUGUCCAGAGAUCCCAGAAGAGGAGGCCCUGAACAUCAAACGUCGCGUCCAGCAGAAGAGGAAACCGUUGGAGGGCUGCUGUAGUUUUCCUUCGCAGGUCAAAGCAACAGAGCCUCUCCGGCCGACCAUCUAUCAGUCAGUGUGCGUGAAGUGCAACAAGCCGAGCGAGGACAGCGGCGAGUGUCAGAACUGUGGGAACAGUCCGACGCUGCUGCCCUGUCAGCAGGCCACGCUGUCGUCCCCGACCCCCCGACCCCCCAUCAGAUCUCAGCCCUCCCCCGGACCAAACAGCCUGCCUCAGAACUUCUACAAACCGGCCACCACCAUGAGGGCGCCCCGCGGGGAGACUGUGCCGAUACGAAUCACGAGCACCAGAGGAACCCUGCUGCCGCUGAACAAUGGCAGGUCCCCACUGUUGGCCGGGACAUCGAGCUGCUGCAGAGCCAGGAACCCCCCCAAAGGGAAAAGGACGACGGCAGCCCAGCAGCACGAGCUCAACGACCCCAUCGUCCUGUCCAGCGAUGACGAAGAGGAGGCCGACAACGCCAGCACGGGGAGCGUCAGCAGGCUGGACAGCGUGUCCCCUCGACCCGCAGACUCGGCACACUCCUCGCCGGCGCCCUCCGGAGGCAGAGUGGAGGCGGCGGUGAAGAGCGCCGGAGAUCAGGAGGAGAUGAAUACCGAGUUCUUCGAAGACGUCAACAUGAAGAUCACGAUACCGCGGAGAGCUCGGAUGAAAGAUCAGUUUGGAAAUCAACCCCCCGAACAGUUUUCGCCGAGGACAAAGAAGCCCAAAAUCAUGUCCAAUAAGUGUGACAGCAUCAUCCUGGAGUGUCGGAGCGUAAGAGUAGGAACUCUACGCAGGAUGGUGACGAAACCCGUCGUCUUUUCCAUCGACCACAUCCAGCUGGAAACUGAAGGUCCGGAGCGCGACAGCAUCGAGAAGGUUUGUCUUCAGGCGUCGGAGCUGAUCAGCUGCGAGUGGUGCAGCGUCCGAAAGCUUCCCGUCCUGUUCUUCCAGACGUCUCCGGAGGAGUGCAACCGCCUGCGCUCGCAGCUCAACAUGUCCAAGGAGAAGGGAGGGCAGUGGUACGACUGCGCUGGGGACCAGUCGGACGAGAAGUACAUCGUUCUGAUCUUCGAGAACGGCCUGGCGAUGAAGGAGCAGAUGAUCCUGGAGGACAUCCUGGGCGAGAUCGGCAGGACCAACAGCCUCAGCAACUUCCCCGCCAAGCUGCCCUUCGAAGAGGCCAACAUCCGACUGGUCAACUACAACAAGGCAACGAAGCAGAAGGAGGAGAAGGCAAAGCCGAUACAAAGUCCCCCCAAAAUGAGCCAGGGCAGCCCGGCCGGCAAGGUCCCUCAUGCCACGCAGGUCGCGCCGGUGACGCCCGUCACGAUGCCCGUACGUACGCGGAUGGCCACCCGCCAGCAGACCAGCGCCUACUUUGAAGAUGAAGACGAGGACAUGACCGACCUCCAGCCCACCUUCUCCGGACCAAUCGUCAAAUUAAUGGUGUAUCCUCCUCCUCCAGCCAAAGGUGGCAUUUCCGUAACUAAUGAAGACCUCCACUGCCUUAAUGAUGGAGAAUUCCUAAACGACGUUAUCAUAGACUUUUAUUUAAAAUAUUUAGUUUUAGAGAAAUUGAAAAAAGAAGAUGCACAAAGAAUCCACGUGUUCAGUUCCUUCUUCUACAAGAGGCUGAACCAGAGAGAGCGGAGGAACGUUCCAGACACAGCAAACCUGCCAAUCCAGAAAAGGAAGCACAACAGGGUAAAGACGUGGACUCGGCAUGUGGAUCUGUUCCAGAAGGACUUCAUUUUUGUUCCCAUCAACGAGUCAGCUCACUGGUACCUGGCGGUCAUCUGCUUCCCGGGCCUCGAGGGUCCUGUGUACGAGCAGAACCCGCUGUACCACGGCCCGCUGCCAGCCUCCGCCUUGGCCGCAGAUCCCACGUCAGAGGAGAACAUCCCGGACCACUGUCGUCCUCUGUCCCCGGACAGAGACGGGCUGGACAGCUCCUCGGAGCAGCCGUCCCCCGCCGUCCCCGAGGCGUCUGGAGACGGUCAGCCCGACGCCGACGCUGCCAAGGAGAACUCUGCCUUCGCGGAUGGCGGACAAGAGCCUUCCGGUACUCCCACAACGUCCAGCAACGGCCAGGCCGACGCCGAGCGACAGUACACGAGCGAGUUGCACAGAAUCAGUGUUUGUUACAGUUCGAGAAAAGGAGACGACGACACCUACACCUUCUCGGACGACCAGAGCUCCUGUCAGGUACUGGGCUCUCUGUGCCCUCUCAUCUGUCUGCUCGUUACGCUGAUGGACGAGUGCAGUGAGGACGGGACCCUGGCCGAAGACACGCUCAGCUCUGACGCCUCCGGUUUGGCCUCCAAACCCAACCUCUGCAAACAGCCUUGCAUUCUCAUCAUGGACUCCCUGCGCGGUCCGGCCAGGUCGACGGUGGUGAAAACUCUGAGAGAGUACCUGGAGGUGGAGUGGGAGGUGCGUAAAGGGACUCAGCGGAGUUUCGGGAAGGACGUGAUGAGGGGCUCCAGCCCGCGUGUGCCUCAGCAGGAUAACUUCAGCGACUGUGGAGUUUACAUCCUGCAGUAUGUGGAGAGCUUCUUCGAGAAUCCGAUUCCCACUUUUCAUCUGCCGGUGAACCUGUCCGAGUGGUUUCCUCAGCAGCGGAUGAAGACGAAGCGCGAGGAGAUCAAGGAGCUGAUCCUGAAGAUUCAGGCUCAACAAGAACUGGACAGGGAGGAGCCCGACCAGGCCGAGGCUCCGCCCGGCUCGCCGGAGGAUCCCGAGAUCGAAGAGACUUCUGGGUCCGCGGGCCCGCCGCCAAACUUACCCAUCAGCCCCUGAAAUGACCCCACCCUCCUCCUCCUCAUCCUCACCCUCCUCCUCCUCAUCC
This is a messenger RNA of Xiphias gladius (swordfish), 3719 nucleotides long. It is a transcript of the gene senp6a, whose product is annotated as SUMO specific peptidase 6a. Gene Ontology annotation, molecular function: SUMO-specific endopeptidase activity. Gene Ontology annotation, cellular component: cytoplasm; nucleus. NCBI's taxonomy places the organism in Eukaryota, Metazoa, Chordata, Actinopteri, Istiophoriformes, Xiphiidae. The coding region runs from base 440 to 3670 and encodes 1076 amino acids. The record is from RefSeq and is a predicted model, not a curated record. The transcript is spliced from 25 exons. Gene Ontology annotation, biological process: regulation of spindle assembly; regulation of kinetochore assembly; protein desumoylation.